Molecule: messenger RNA, 4037 nt
Organism: Pteropus alecto (black flying fox)
Lineage: Eukaryota; Metazoa; Chordata; Mammalia; Chiroptera; Pteropodidae
Gene: PJVK
Product: pejvakin
Exons: 6
Coding region: 1769-2827 (352 amino acids)
Biological process (GO): programmed cell death
Cellular component (GO): cytoplasm
Source: RefSeq, a predicted model, not a curated record
GUGGCCCAGGGGCUUAUUGAGGCCUCGCGAUUCUGUGUUCUUUGAAAGGCGGUUUCCUCUCCGGAGUGGAGGCUUGUCGGGAGGGCAAGCGUCACAGAGUCUAUGGGUCCUGAAGCUCAAUCUUUUUUUUUUCUGGCGGGGCACGGGGAGAAGGAGGAGCCUGUGUUACUUUAAGAAAAAGGUUUCAAAAUUCCGAAUGCAAAAUUUAUGGAGAGCAUCUCUGGGCUUGGCCCUGGAGCUUGAGACUCUCGGUAUAUCAGCUCCCGAGGGCUGCGGUGGGAUCUUCUGGUAUCCGAACCUGCCUUUAGGAACUCUCAGGGACUUCCAGAGAACCCCCAUUUCGCCUUCCACCCAGGGGGCUCCAUUGUCUUCUAGGCUUUUGUCGCUAGAUGAAUGCUGGGCCCGCGAAUCCCAGCAAGGCCCGUUAGGUGUAAACGAAGGCUUUUCUGAGAAUUGGAUUCCAAUUAAAUGCUGUUUCUGCUCACCUACGGUGUUGGUUGUAAUGGUGUUUGGGAUGCACCACCUUUGGUGGGAGUCAGACAACGACAUCAGUUGUUGAAUCGCUCGCUCCUCUAGGGAUUUGCUAGCCACUUGCAGAAAUGACUCCGUGCAUUUUCUCGGUGUUUUGAAAGAUUGCUUUGCACAAUACUUUGCACAGAAGGACGUUAUUUAAAAAAUAUUUUGGGGGGUUGCAAACCCUGGAUGUUUCAAAGCAAAUGAAAAAAAGAUAUCCAGAAUCUAAUCAAAUCGAUUUAUAUUAUUUGAGGCUUGAAUUAAACCUUUCUUCCUCCCUCUACCCCCUCUAUAUAUGUAUAUAUCAAUUUGUCCACUAAUAUUAUGUUUUAAUGAGUAUCUUGUAUCACAUAGUAUUUCACAAUAUAUUAACAUGCACAUAGCUAUGGCAAUACAAUAUUUCAGCACGCAGACGUUUCAAAAAGGUAUUUUUAUGCACAAAAUUCCUUUAAAACAAACCAAAACCUAUGUAGCUUUCUUUAAAGGUUGAGUAGCUGGAAUAAUAAUGAUAAAACAAAAAGAAAAUAAAUGCAGCAGCACCCCCUUUCAAGGAGAUGUCUAUGUGCCAGCUUCAGAGUAAGGAACCCACACAUCAGAGUUAUUUAUAUGUAACGUGACUUGCAUUUAGUAUUUUAUAAAGAUCUGCAUACAAUUGUUUCCUUAUAGUCUGUGAAUUUACUUUUUAUAUUAACCACUUGGUUUUGUAAGCAUACAAGGAAAAUGAAUGAAAUGCUCAAACGAUAAACUUUGUACCACAAGAAUUCAAAAGAGCACUUUCCUGUUGUCAAAAUUGGCAUGAUGGACUUGUGAAGGAAUUCCCUUUGGACUAGGUCUGCUGUAGUUGGUGUCCAGUGCUAAUAUUAGUGCCUAAAUUGCAUUGUUCCCCAAAAGGCUGUUUCCCUCAAAACUGGCAAACCACUAUUAAUCUUGACUCUCAUUAAGGACAUUGGUAGUAUUUUAAAAUUAUUGUUUUCUGUGUAUAUUUUAGUGCUAUAGACUACAAUUCCAAAUUAAACUUGCUUUUAGUAUAUCAUUUUACACCGUUAAUCUAUAAUUCAUCACCUGAGCACACCAAGGGAGGCAGUGUUGUGAACUGUACUCUGUAAACUACUUGAUGAAACCAUGCUUUGUACUUUGAACAUGUAUAAUUAUAUUUAAACUCAAGCAAGGCUUAGUUUUGUGCCUGAUUUUCCUUGAAAAUAUGGAUUUUUUUAUUUGAGGGUUGCAGUUGAUGACCUUUUGAUACCAUAUUAAUAUGUUUGCUGCUGCUACCAAGAGCUUUGUCAAGCAAGUUGGAGAUGGAGGGAGAUUAGUUCCUGUUCCAAGCCUCAGUGAGGCUGACAAAUACCAACCUUUAAGCCUGGUGGUAAAAAAGAAACGAUGCUUUUUGUUUCCUAGAUAUAAAUUUACCUCGACACCUUUUACGCUGAAAGAUAUUCUUCUAGGAGACAGAGAAAUUUCAGCUGGUAUUUCAUCUUAUCAGUUACUGAAUUAUGAAGAUGAAUCAGAUGUUUCACUCUAUGGAAGGCGAGGCAACCAUAUCGUGAAUGAUGUUGGGAUUAACGUUGCUGGAUCAGAUUCCGUUGCAGUAAAAGCUUCAUUUGGUGUAGUAACCAAACAUGAAGUAGAAGUAUCAACAUUACUCAAGGAAAUUACUACACGAAAAAUUAAUUUUGACCACAGCUUGAUACGUCAGUCAAGAAGCAGCAGAAAGGCAGUAUUGUGUGUGGUCAUGGAAAGCAUUCGAACCACCCGACAGUGCUCACUGUCUGUGCAUGCUGGAAUUCGUGGGGAAGCCAUGCGGUUUCAUUUUAUGGAUGAACAGAAUCCCAAGGGAAGGGACAAAGCUAUUGUUUUUCCAGCACACACAACCAUAGCUUUUAGUGUUUUUGAACUCUUCAUUUACUUGGACGGUGCCUUUGACCUCUGUGUUACUUCAGUGUCAAAAGGAGGAUUUGAAAGGGAAGAAACAGCAACAUUUGCACUGCUCUACAGAUUGAGAAAUAUACUGUUUGAGAGAAACAGAAGAGUGAUGGAUGCCAUUUCUCGUUCACAGCUUUACUUAGAUGAUCUUUUUUCUGACUACUAUGACAAACCUCUCAGCAUGACUGAUAUUUCACUCAAAGAAGGGACUCACAUCCGAGUUAACUUACUUAAUCAUAACAUUCCAAAAGGGCCUUGCAUACUCUGUGGAAUGGGGAACUUAAAAAGGGAGACAGUUUAUGGGUGCUUUCAGUGCUCUGUCGAUGGGCAGAAGUACGUGAGACUUCAUGCGGUUCCUUGUUUUGAUAUUUGGCACAAGAGAAUGAAAUAAAAUGAAAAAUAUGAAUGUACCUUGCUGACACUUUAGUGCAACAGUGCCACACACCUUUCCAAAAUUAGGAAAGAGGGAGAGGAAACAAAUUAACCUGAGCAUAAUUUUUCCCAUCUAUGAAGUGGAGUUGAUAAUGGUGUCUACCUCAUAAAUUAUCAUGAAGAGUAUUAAUAUUUUUAUAUUAAAAAAGGUUUAAAAAUUCAGAUUAUAGAUGUUCCUUCAUAAAAUCAGCCAGUUGCUUUGGAAGUAUUUUGGGGAUUUAACUGAUCACUUUAGAUAAUUUUUUACAUAGAGAUUUUUCUAAAUAUCAAUUUUAUUUUUAAUUGGCUUUUAAUUCAACAUUUAAGUAUGAAAAGAGUGCACAAGUGUUGACUUUAUGGUGCUUUAACUUAUUGCCCUAGGUCUGGUAAAAUGAGAAAAAUGUGUUAAUAAUUUAAUGUAAUCCUAAAUGUUUAAUUGCAGUAUCAAAUUAAAAGCACACUGAGCUCAGUGUGGGGCUUUGUAUACACAAUUAACAGGGCACUGAUAGUAAUGGGCUGACAUUCUGUGAUGUGCAUAUGCUCACUAGUUUUGGCUUUAUACAACUUACUACUGUCAUUUUAAAGUUAAGGUAGUUGGGAACAUUUAUUUCUUUUCUCCUUUGAAAAUGCUUAAAACAUUUAACAUAUUUAGUUCUGAGAGAUCUUUUUCAUAUACUUUGUAAGACAUCUGAAAAUUUUCAUACACAACCUAAAUUAUUUACUAUAUACCCUUAUUAAAAUAAUUACAAAAAUAAUGUUCAAAUUCUAGAACUCAAAGUGUAUUAAUUAUAGCACUCAUUACUAGGUAUAUGCCUAUGAAGUCAUAAUGCAAUCAUGUAAAUACAAAAUACUUGUAUACUAUAUGCAUGUAAAAUGAUUAAAAUUUUAUUUUUUAACUAUUUAAAUGUGAUUAGAGUAAAUCUCCAUAUUAACAUCAUCUAUAAUUUUUUUUUAAAAGUAAGUUCAAAGCACUUUGUAUAAUGAGAGAAAAGUUAGAAUUAUAAAGAGUUUGUAUUAUCUGAUAAUUUCCAUAUAUAUCUUUUCUAUCACUGUAUUUUUGUUUGGGCAGAGUAAAUGAUUCAAAUGCAAAUAUGAGGAUACUGAUAAAAAAAAGGGUCUGGUGCCUUUUUUUAUAUAUAUAGAUAAAGACAAUGGGGCCAGUUUCCAAACCAAAACAUAAUAUUGAGUUA